ACAGAUCCGAUACAAAGGGAUAAAACUGAGCCAAUUCAAGACGCUGUACCUCAGAAAACACAACAUGAACCCUGCUGAACAGAAAUACUACCAGCACUCCUUGGAGCUCUCCUCACCAAAGAGAGGUCGGAGGAGGAGAAUCCAGGGAUCUAGGCUGCCUCACGAGGAACUCAGUAUCAAAGAAGAGCCACUGGAACCAGAUGUCUUAGCGACGGUGGGUCCCUCGGGCUCCCAGCCGGCCGGCGGACACAUGCUGCUCCCCAUGGGCCUCCACCAGCAGGAUCUGUCAAACCUCGCGACGGUCGCCGCGGCCGCGGGGACUCCCCUAACUGCUGCCAUCUCCUCCACUCUCUUCCUGUGGCCCCUACUGAACCACAGCAACCCAUGCCCGUCCACAUCCAACAAGCGCCUGCAGACUCCUUCAUUGAUUGCACGGCAUUCGAAGUUCUUGGGCUGCAGCAACCGUUCACUGUCUCUGUGUCUUCCAAUGUCUACCUCUUCAUGACGUUUCACACGUCAUCUGAGCACUGGAGAGAUAGCUGGCUAC
Geodia barretti is the source of this 547-nucleotide messenger RNA. Lineage: Eukaryota; Metazoa; Porifera; Demospongiae; Tetractinellida; Geodiidae. The record is from the annotation of a GenBank genome assembly.